CUGGGAUGUUGAUUUUCAUACGAUAGUACGAGCAGAAAGAUAUUGAUCUACCUCUUGCCUUCGAAGGCGUCAUCUUCGUCGAGAUAAAUUUCCGCGAGCGUUUACGAUUCGUUUCGGAGUAGAUAUCUUGAUUUUUGACGUCAAAAUGGCUUCGUCCGGCAAGACCACUCCCGCGGCCCAGCAAACGGAAACCGCGAAGACCGCGCUGCGUGUGUUUGUCUCCGGGCUCCCCGAUGCGGACACGCUCCCAGCGGCGGAACUGCAGAACUUCAUCCAGCAGAGCCUGUCGUUCCGCCCCAAAGCGGUAUUCUGGGCGGUGGGGAAGUUUUGCAUCCAGCUGAAGAAGGAGUCCGAAGUGGAAGAAGUGGUCAGCUUUUUGGACAAACAAGUCUACGCGACGACUGCCGAUGAGAAAUUCACGCUGCGAGCGACGCGGGCCGCGACCUUUGUGGUGAAUGAGCACGACCUGAGCUGCGCGCUGGACUUGAAACUGUCGAAAGCAGACGUAGCAGGGUUGGAGAAAAAUCAGAAAAAAAUCCCGGUGGAAGAAGCAAUUCUGCAGAUCCUCCCGGAGGGAUUGCGGUCGAAAACCCAUGUUCGCUCGUUUUUAUCAGCAGAUCAGGCAGCCGCAGCUGGCGACAAUGGUAAUAAAGCUGCUGCUACUGGUACUGCUUCCUCCUCCUCCGCCCCCUCCUCCUUCCACCGGCUUUUUUUCGCUAAGCGUGCCCACGUGCAGCCCGCAUUACACACCUUGCAGCAGAAAUUUGGAAAGGAAAAGUGCAUUCUGUCCUCGAUCGUGCCGCAGUUUACGUCCGGGAAGUCCGGUCGGCUGAUCGUGCGAAAUCUCCGGUUCACCGCCGAGGAAGUGCACGUGAGGAAAGCCUUCAGCAAGUUCGGCGAAUUGAAGGAAGUUUCCUUACCCGGAAAAGUGAAGCAGGGCGGAGAUCGCAAAUUGGCCGGGGUCGCGUUUGUCGAGUUUGUGAAGCGGGAGGACGCGGCGAAGGCUUUGGAGCAGAUGAACGGGAAGGAAAUUUGCAAAAGGCCUAUUGCGGUGGACUGGUGCUUGGGCAAAGAUGUGUAUCAGCAGAUGCAAAAUAGCAACAGGUCGGUGGAGAUGAAGGUGGUAGAUGAAAAUCAGGAGAAGGAAGCAGAAGCCGAAAAUAGUGGAACUUCAAGAACUUCAGCACAAAAAAUAACUGCGGAUGAAAAUGAGAAAGACCACGACAGCGAAGAAGAUGCUGGCUCAGAAUCGGAUCCAGAUGCCGAAGAAGAGGAGUCGGAUGAUGCCGAAGAUGAAAGUCAAGAGCACGACGACGCACAUGGAGAUUCAAAAGAACGACCUGACCCUUCUGCUUCCAGUUCAUCUUCCAACAAAAAAACACCGUCGUCAAAUAAAUCGAAAAGAGACACGGUGGAGGCCUUGUCCAGCGACAGUGAGGCAGAUUCAGACGAGGAAGAUAAAGGCGCAAACGAAUCGGAUUCGGGAGAUGACGACGACAGACCGAAGACCGAGCUCGGAAAGAACGCCAUCGUGAACUCCGAGGAGGACAAAAAGAAGGAAGUGUUCGUGUUGAAUGUCCCUUUCGACGCGACGAAACAGGACUUGGAAGCCGCCUUUGCCCGUUACGGCCCGGUAGCGAGGGUGUAUUUGACUCCCGACCACAGCAAGGUCAACCCGCACCGCGGGAGCUGCUUUGUCAAGUUCGUCCAGGAGAGCGCGGUACUCAGUCAGUUUUUUGAAUAUGUUUAUCUUUAUUGAAUAAGAUGAACUAGUCGGAGUUCCUGUCGUCUGAUCUGAUGGUGAUGAAGAUGCAUGCCAUAGUACCCGCCUUCAAAUUAAUGAUUGACCUAUUGUAUUAAAACCAAAAUAACGCACUAAUAUCAGGUCGACAAGGUCCUCGGUGAGGAGAAGCGUCUGCAGGAAAAACUUCGCGAAUUCGGUUGCAAGCAGGCCGCGGCGGUAGGUCAGGGGUCCGCUGCGACGAAGCUGGAUGGGUUCGGUCUCGUCGUUAAGGGGAGACGCCUCAUCAUUCGCAGGCUCGAGAGCAGAGAAGACGUGGCGCAAAAGUACCGAUUUUGAUUUCGCUUGGUACUUAUCUUCAAGAAUGAACUUCCUGCGCAAAAUAAAUAGAUUCCGAAUCGAAUUGCAAUGUUCAUCACCAUGGUUAUGUUGUAGCUUUCGGUUUGCAUUACGUCCUAAAGUAACAAGGUGCCAUCGCAUCAAUAUCAAUUUGAACUUUCACUUCUACACUUUACUCUGCUCAGGUCCAAGAAGUCCCUGAAAGAGCAGCGGCAAGCGGCGCGCAACCAGUACGCACAUUUGCACAUGCUGGGCGCAAUCGAGGAGACAGCGCCUGAAUUCAAGGAACUGACCAAACAGGAGCAGCAGUUGCGAAAACAGUCGCUGCAGGAAAAGAAGUUUAAACUGAAAGACCCGAACUACAUAGUGAACCCGAAACGGUUGGUGUUGAAGAACUUGGAUUUGCAACUCGACUCCGCCGCGAUCAAGGAGAAGGUCGCGAUUGUCAUGGCGGCACUGGAGAAGAGUCGGGAAGAGAAGAAAGCCGAGGAAGAGAGAAACGCAGAAGAUGCAUCUGCCUCUAGCACGAAAGUAGAGAAGAAAACGAAAAAGAAGAAAAUAGACAAACUCAGAUCCACUGCAGAGGACCCACAGGAUCUCAUCAAGCCGCACUUGCAGCAGGUCAGCAAAGCGGAGAGACAUAAACAGCAGAACAAGAUCGCGACCGUCAACUUGAUGCGUUCUUCUGACCGAAAGACCGCGGACGGGGUGAGAAGAUCUCUCGGUUACGCCUUUGUCGAGUUCAAAAACCACACCGACGCGUUAGACGUCUUGAAGCUGAUGAACAACAACCCGAAACUGCAAUCCAUUGACAUCAAAAAGAGACUCCUGGUCGAGUUUUCCUUCGACGAUAAACGGGCGUUGCGGACGCAGGAACUGGCGAAAAAACGAAAAGAUGAGAAGUUGGCCGCGGCGAAGAGGAGACGGGAAGACGGCGAGGCGGAAGAUGGACAAGAGGGUGAACGCGGUGGUGUUGCUUCUACUAGUGGUGGUCCUACUGCGAAGAAGCAAAAAGGCGAAGGGAAGAAAGGAAGUAGUGGCACUUCAGCUCCUGUUUCAUCAAGUUCUUCAACAGGAAAGGAGUCUAGCACCGCUGAAGAUCCAAGUGAGCCAGCAAAGAAGAAGCAAAAGACCAAGGGAGGCGGAAAGGGCACGACCACCGGCAAGGGUGGUUCCAGCGAAGGGAACAAGAAAGUAGACCAUCCUGGUGACUCCAAAGACAGCGAUGCCGCAUCUUCUCGUGGUCCUAAAAAGGAGAAGAAGCUGAGCCGCGGUCAGAAACAACGCAUGAAGCGACGAGAGGAACGAGCCAAGGCGGAGCAAGCCGCGAAGCCAGCGAGCGCUGUAACAGUGAAAAAACAAGGGAACAAGAACGAGCAGAGGCGCGAAACCGUGAAGCAGGCGAAAAUAGCGGAAAAACGAGCUCUGAGAAAAGCGCAGAAGGAGAAAGAGAGGCAAAAGCACGCGGAAACGGAUGACUUGGAGGAGAAGUACAUGCGGGGACUAAGGAGAUGAUAGCAUGAUGCGCAACGAGGACGAGCGAGGAGAAAGAUCUUUUGUAGUGGUUGAGCUCGCGUCUUUCUCCACAUCAAACCUGCAAAAAUGUGAAACGCAAUUUUAAUAUUAGCGGCGUUGUGAAACAUCAAAUUCAAAAACGGGAAUGAAAUACAAAAGGGC
Amoebophrya sp. A120 is the source of this 3757-nucleotide messenger RNA. Lineage: Eukaryota; Dinophyceae; Syndiniales; Amoebophryaceae. The record is from the annotation of a GenBank genome assembly.